AUGCUAGAUUACGAAGCAGUUCCGGGCUCAAUCAUCCUGGUUGACCAGGACCAGGAGAUUGUGGUGUCGCCCAUCCCGUCGUCAGACCCCGAUGACCCGCUGAAUUGGUCGCGAAACAGAAAACUGCUCUCCAUGUUCUGUAUGGUGGUCUACAUGGUGGCCAUUGUCGUGCCGUCCAACUCGCUGUACUCCAUUUUCUCGGUGCUCACCGAAGAAAGUGGACAGACCCUGGACGAGCUCAACCAGGGAACAGGCUACAUGUUUCUGUUUUUUGGCCUCGGUUGUCUCAUUUGCCAGCCUCUGGGCCAGCAGUACGGUAAGCGGCCCAUCUAUCUGCUCUCCGUGCUCGGCACUCUCGCCGUCCAGCUCUGGAGUCCCUACGCCAAGUCCCAGGGCGCCUGGAUCGGAUCUCGUAUCCUUCAGGGAGCCCUGGGAGCGCCCAUGGAAACCAUGUGCGAAAUCACAAUCUCCGACGUCUUCUUCGAGCACGAACGAGGCCGAUGGGUCGGAGUCUACGCCUUUGCGCUCAUGUUCUCGUCCUACAUUGCUCCUCUUGUUGCAGGCUUCAUCGCAGAGGGCAUGAACUGGAAGUGGGUCUUCUACUGGGGCUCCAUCUUCAACGGAGUGUGUCUGGUUUUCCUCUUCUUUUUCUUCGAGGAGACCAACUACGUGCGAGAACACGUUGCCCAACCCGUCCCCAAGGAGGGAUCGGUUCUGGAGGGCUCUUCUGGAUCUGGAGACCCCGAAAAAAUCGACGACUACUCCGAAGGCCGAUCCGAAUCGUCUCUUGAACACCAGCAGAAGCCCAUGAAGACCUAUCGACAGAAACUCGCACUGUGGGACAAACCCCGAAAGAAUAUGCUGUGGGAGAUGUUCAAGCGUCCCUUCAUCAUCUUCUUCAAGUUCCCUCCCGUGGUCUACGCCGGGUUCCUCUACGGCUCCGGUAUCAUCUUCUUCAACAUUCUGAACGCCUCGGCCUCCAUGAUUCUGUCAGCUCCUCCCUAUAACUUCAAGCCCUCCAUGGUCGGUCUGUGUUACGUGUCGCCCAUCAUCGUCACUUUUAUCACAUCCUGGUACUCCGGUUACCUGUCCGAUCUGCUACGUAUCAAGCUGGCCAAGCGAAACGGCGGUCUGUCAGAGCCCGAACAUCGACUGUGGAUCAUUCUCAUCCACAUUAUUCUCAACCCGGCCAUGCUGGUGCUGUGGGGAGUCGGCGCAUACAACGGAAUCCACUGGAUCGGCCCCGUCAUCGGCAUGGGCAUCAUCGGAGGUCUGGCCACCAUCCCGGCCGUCUCCUCCGUCAACUACGCCCUCGACUGCUACAGAGAAAUCGGCUCCGACUCGCUAGUGACGCUCAUUGUCAUCCGAAAUUGCAUGUCCUUCGGAAUCGGCUACGGAAUCACGCCGUGGAUCACCCGGGAGGGUCUCAAAAACGCAUUUGGAGAGGCCGCGGGAGUCUCUGCCGCCUGCAUGGGCACCUUCUUCAUUGUGCUUGUGGUUGGCAAGAGAAUGAGAAAAUGGACCAAGAAGGACUACUGGAACUUUGUGCAGAAGUCCAUCGACAACGGAAUGGUCCAUUAG
Messenger RNA from Yarrowia lipolytica CLIB122, 1581 nucleotides. RefSeq lists its product as uncharacterized. The record is from RefSeq and is a predicted model, not a curated record. NCBI's taxonomy places the organism in Eukaryota, Fungi, Ascomycota, Dipodascomycetes, Dipodascales. Gene Ontology annotation, molecular function: transmembrane transporter activity. Gene Ontology annotation, biological process: transmembrane transport. Gene Ontology annotation, cellular component: plasma membrane.